CAUGUUCUCGGGACUAACAAAUCAAUUUACAUCGCUGGUGGGAGCCGUGAAGGGCGGCGCCGGCGAUGAGGAUGUACCAGCACCCACAGGAGAAGCGGCCGCAGCCGCACAGACCGCCGCAUCCACAUCCUCGGAAGCGGUGGCCGCCGCCGCAGAUCCGGAGGCAGCAGCCGCCGCUGGCGCCGAGGGACUCGAGGGCGAGGAAGCUGGCAAAAGACUUCCCAAAUCCUCAUCCCUGGUUGAUUCAUUUGUCACAGAAGCCACCGGAUGGCUGGGCAGCGCCAAGGGUUGGCUUGGAAAUGCCUCGAUACCAUCGAUGCCAGCCAUGCCGGCUAUGCCGUCGAUGCCAUCGAUGCCAGCCAUGCCAGCGAUGCCGUCGAUACCAUCGAUCCCGGGACUGCGCAAAGCCGGAGGAGCCGAAGGAGCUGAGGGCGCCGAGGGAGCUGCCGCUGGAGAGGGUGGCGCCGCCGGCAGCGGAGCCGUGAGUGGUGGCGAGGAUGACGACAAGUCGAGGUAUAUUAGCGCCACAGAGGGCGCCGACUCGCAUCCAGCUUCGGGCGGUGGCACGCCCACCGGCGACGAGGGUCAAAUCGGACAGGGUAAGGGCGAUGAAGUCAAAAUUACCACAAAAGUAACACAGCAAGCCAAACACUUUGGAUCCUUCUUGUCAUCGGCCAUCAGCAAGGCUGGCAGCAAAAUCAAGGAAACCGUCAAGGAUAAUACUAUUCUCGACUCGUUCAAUAAGGAGCAGGAGGCCUUCAUUAAAGGCCAGGGCGGUGUUGGUAAUGGAGCUGCUCCCUGGAUAGGUCAUGCCAACGAGGCCAAGAUCAAGGAGGAGAUCCUGGGACUGUCACAGGACCGUCGCAACUUCGUGCGUGCCCCGCCAGCUGGUGUGGACUUUGAGUUUAGCUACGAUACCGCUUAUCCCACGGCCAUAGCCAUUAUGGCUGAGGACAAGGCGCUGGAGACGAUGCGAUUCGAGCUGGUGCCCAAGAUCAUCACUGAGGAGAACUUCUGGAGGAAUUACUUCUAUCGCGUCUCCCUAAUCAUCCAGGCCGCCGAGCUGGGCACCCUGGGCGCUGACGGUGUGGGCCAGGCCUCCAGCGGCGAAGAUGCCAAAGAAGUGGCCAGUAAAGAGAGCAUAUCCAAGACUGCGGAGCCAGCCAAUAACGAUUCGAUUAAGGCCAUUGCCGAUCAGCCAAAAUCCUUGAUAGAUGCCGAGGGCGAGGUAUCCGAGAAGGCGACCAAGCCCACGGGCAAUGGCGACGGUGGCAAAGAGAUGUCUCAGAAAAUCUCCGAAUCGGAAUUCGUUUCGGACGAUUUUCAGACCACCUGCGAAUCGGACUUGGCUGAGAUCCAAGACGGCAUGCGAAAAUUGGGCAUUGAUAGCAUGACCCAGCAAGCCUUAGCCACGACUGAUGAGGAACAAUGGGAAAAGGAUCUGGAAGCCGAGCUCAAGGACUACGAAGUUGUUGAUGAAGGCGGCACCAGCGGCGGCGGCGGCGGCGGUGGAAGCAGAAAAGGCCGAAGGACGAAGAACGAGGAGGAGGUGGACGAGGAGGAGGACGAACCGACAAUAUCAAACUUGCGCACACGCUCAACUAACAACGAAUGGGAGGAGUACGCCGAUUUAAUUGAGGAUACCGAUGAUUUAAAGUAAUUAAGAGCUUAUAUCGUAGUUUCUUCUAAGUUGGCUCUAAGUUUAUAACUAUCUUUACUUUAUCUUUCUUUCCAUUCCUUUCUAACCUUGUUUCCUACUUGAUUGAUUGAUUACCCCACAAUAUUGUUAAAACCAACCAAAAAAAAAAAUAAUACUUAAAAACAAACCAAACCAAUUGAAAUUUUGAAAUAUUCAACCACAGAACUUUGAAGUGCCUAAAGCGCACCAUGUUGGGCUAUCCAUGAGACGAGGCAGUCCCAGCGCUCUUCUAGUGCCGGUGGUCCAGAGCCCCACUCCUAACCAGGGGGGCCUGCCUUGUGGUGGCCUAUUGGAAAAGUUGGUUGAGAUACCCAAUGUUACCCCAACCUCACACUCACUCAAUUAUUGGCUAAGAGCAAUGCGUUCUAUUCAGUUACCUUCAGACAUGAUAUAAGACACUAAACCAAAAGAUAUCGAUUUUAUUCAACCUUAAAGUUUUAAUCAAAAAAGAAAAGAAAAUGAAAUCCCAGCCCAUGCCAAUCUGGUAUUCUAUGUAUCUACUAUAUUCUCUUAUAUUUGGUUCAAACACCGAGUGGCAGCGGUAUAUAGGGUCGUCGGUAUUACUUGCCAAUUGUUCAGCACACGAAAUCCGAAAUCCGGCAGUCAGAGGCCUAUCAAUAAGUACUUAUAUAGAAUUACACCUAUACACACCUACGAAUGCAGGCUAAAGGACAAGCUGGCUAUAAUGCUAUAGAUGCAGAUCAUAUUUGAAUAUAGUGACUAACAAUUGAGUAAAACCAAACAGAGAAAGUCAACAAAUAAGCUUCAAAUGGGAAAAUUUUGUUAUUUAUAUUUAUAAAUAAAUUAUAUAUACACAUAUAUAUAUACAGAUAAAUUAAUGCAUUUGAAUUUAAUGUGUAAAAAUUAUUAUAAUAAAGAUAUAGAUAUAAUAUAUGUAAAGAUACGUGACACCCAAAAUAAAAGUUGAAAAUUUCAGUUAAGAUAUGCUUUAUAAAGCAAUUUUCUUUAAAAAAAAAAAUAAAUUUGCAGUUGAUAUACAUUGAAGCGGAGUAAAAAAUGCUAGCAAAUCAUUAAUUGAGAGUAAAAAAAUAAAUUAAUUAAAAACAACAUUGAAAAGUAUUAUUUCUCCCUCAAAUAGUUUAUAGUUAAACGAAAAUAUUAAACAUUUAAUUAAUUAUCAUUGAUUGAUGCUUAAACCACAUGUUAAAGUAAAGAAUAAAAUUAAUUAAAAUGAAUAAAAUAAAAAGUAUCUAUUGUUUAGCUCAAUUAAAUGGCUCGCCAACAAGUUUUGUUUUACUGAAGAGUUUAAGUUUGAGACUCCAUCUUCUUAAGAUUCUUUUAAGCAAACUCUCACCUUGCUGUUCCACUAACGAACUAACUUCCUUGAUCGAAACUAAAACCAAAAUGCCAAAACAAUAAUAUCUGGAUUGGACUUUGAUAGGCGGAGGAACUAAAAACGCAAUUAACAAAUUUCAAGUAACAAAUGAAUGAAAAGUAAACGCAAUUAUAAACAAUAAGCAGUUCAAAACCUUUGAAACAAAUAUAUACACAUAUAUAUUUAUAUACUUCACUAGACAAAUUUUUAUGCAUAAACUAAAAACAAACAAAUUCUAUUAUCAAUGUUUUUGCUCUAAAUGUCUAACUAAUUGUUAAUAAAACGAAAAUCAAAUUAUUUUCUGCAGAUGAAACGUUAAAUAAAAUUGCUAUGAAUGUGUAAUUAUUUGUUAGCAGUGAAAAAAAAAAUAUAUGAAAGCGAAGAAUAAAAAGUGAGGAUUAAAUAAAAAAAUAAAAGUUAUGACAUUAAAUUGUAUAUUGUACAUUUAAUUUUAAACAAAUGAAAUGUAUUUACACGAAACGGCAUCAAAUAUGAUAAACUUAACAAAUUUUAAAAUUUAUAUUUACUUUGUGCGUUUUUAAACAUGUUGGCGACACAAUGACAAGCAAAUUAGUUCAUAAACCAAACUAAUAAUAACAAUUAAUGAUAAAUAAUGUAAUAAUGUUGACAACAUACAUAUGUAUUUUACAAGGCAGAUUAACCUAACCCAACCCCCCAAACCCAACAACCCGAUCCACACCGAUCCCGAAAGAUAUAUCAAGCCCUGCAUUGGCACUUUCACACAUAUUUUAUUGUCUGCAAACAGUUUAUUAUUGAAAGAAGCGAAGUAUAGAAGGCGAACAAUUAAAUUAACGUUUAUGAGCAAGUUUGUUGAACCGCAUUCCAUUACUAUAACAUUGCAAAUGAAAUAAAAUAUAUGUAUAUGUACUAAUUAAAUUAUAUCACCCCAAAAAAGAAACUGAAAACAAAAAGUAUAAAUUAGUUGUUUAACGAUUGAUGAUAUUUAGACAAAGGAGAACGCCAUGGAGCUGCCUCCGAAUGCAAAAUUAGCCAACAGAAGGCAGAGAAACACUCCUUUAAAUGCCAUAGAACAUUCUUUCCACUUAAUGUAAAACAAAUCGCGCCGCAGAUCGUGGGGUUCCUUCACUGAGAACGCCCUAAAAACUAAGCACAGCAAAACGGGAAAUAAACAUUUUGUGUAAAGUUCGAUGACAGGACCGAAGACACCAGCAUGAACACAUACGAGUAUAUAUACAUAAUAAUUAUAUAUAUGAGAACAAUUUAACGAGAUUAAAUCAACUAAAGUAAUAAAGGGAAAGUGUAUAACUAUUAAAACUAACGAAA
This is a messenger RNA of Drosophila ananassae, 4340 nucleotides long. RefSeq names its product synapse-associated protein of 47 kDa (gene Sap47). The coding region runs from base 2 to 1660 and encodes 552 amino acids. The transcript has 9 exons. NCBI's taxonomy places the organism in Eukaryota, Metazoa, Arthropoda, Insecta, Diptera, Drosophilidae. The record is from RefSeq and is a predicted model, not a curated record. Gene Ontology annotation, cellular component: synapse; cytoplasm.